Prunus avium (sweet cherry) is the source of this 673-nucleotide messenger RNA. The record is from RefSeq and is a predicted model, not a curated record. Lineage: Eukaryota; Viridiplantae; Streptophyta; Magnoliopsida; Rosales; Rosaceae.
AUGAAGGAAAAAAAACCACGCGCUCAUUCUUCAACUUGCUCUAAACUGUCACACGUCCUACUCCUCUGUAUUGUGGAGCUGGAUAGUCUCGACGGCGCACGGUGGUGGCCUCCUUCCCCAACCCUCUCCUCUCCUACCUUUCCCUCCCCCUCUUCUCUCCUCUCUUUCUCUACCCUUCCCUCCCCACCCCUCUCUGCCUUCCUCUCCUCCUUGCUUUCUUGGGGUUGUUUACCACUUUUUUGGCUAGAUUUUCCCCUUGCCUGCAGUGGUGGUUUCGUUGGCAACUCUUGUGGUUUUGUUGUGCUUGAAAUCUUUGGUUGCAUAACAUACUUUCUCCCAUGUGUUACCUUCGGCCGGAUUGCAGAAGUUGUAGAUGAAGGACGAAGUUCAUGCUGCGCACAGGGUUGUGCAUACUGCUGCUUGAUGAUGGUCCAAUUCCACUGGCUCUACUCAUGCAUCUACAGAGAGAAAUUGCGUACGAAAUUUGGCCUACCAGACAAACCUUGUUGUGAUUGUGGUGUUCAUUUCUUCUGUGACUCAUGCGCCCUUUGCCAAGAGCAUGCCGAGCUUAAAAUCAGAGGCUUGGAUCCAUCCAAAGGUUGGACUGGGCCACCAAAUGCUGCUCCAAAGGCUUUCUCCAUGUUUAGAUAGUUAAUCUCUCCAGUAUUUUCUU